UUAUCGUCGUCUGCGUACGAGAUUCAGCUAAUUUUGUUUCGGCGUGAAAAUAUUUAGAUUUGUUGAUUUUCUAACUGACCUUAAACUGAACAAUGAGGUUCACCGUUGUUGUGCAAGCCCAGCAUAUUGGUAAUGCGUUUAAACAAAUUUGGAAAGUACAGCACAAAAGGAAAGUGCUUGAUUUUGGGAUGAGAGAACAAAUCGAAGCGAAAGGCAUUAAAGUGGUCGAUGCGGCUGAAUUAUUGAAUUUGAAACGAGUGAUUCCAUCGAUCCUACCACAAGAAACAGAGGGUAAAGAUCUGAUUAUCAGUGAAACUUUAAUCCCAAAGCCUCGUGAACAAAAUCACACCCAUCCUGAUUGGCAUGACCAACCAUGUCGAAUCUACAACGAUCACACUUCCCUGUUUACAGGAAUCGACGAAGGUUUGCAUGUUGCCAAAACAUGUCUAGUUGCAAAUAAUUUGCCAGAUAGGGUGUUGUCAUUCAAAGCAAAGGCCCCUGAAGAAAUCCACGAAAGAAUGCAAAAGGCUGUAUUAAGUGCACAUUCCUUGGAUGCACUGCAAGAAAAACUUCCAAUUGCAGUAAACAUCAAGAAACCUGGAUGGAGUUUUCCCCGUUCCUACGGGCUACCACGAUGGAGACGAAAUGUUCAGCUAGUGAAUAAAAUGUUUCACACCAUGGACUUGGCUUUGGCCAAUCAAAAUAUCGACGUGACUCAACAACAAUUCACAUCCGAAAUUUCAGUGAAAGCUCCAUUGACGUUGGACGGCCAACCUAGCCUAUUCGAAAUUCGACAAAAUCAGCUCGUGUUUGGAAAGAAACCAUUGCAGCCGUACGUUGAUGGGGAAAUCAAAGCUGAACUACUGUCAAAUCCGCUGCCAUCCAUCUACCCACUAAGCAGAAGCAUAAGCAUCCACGAACGAAACAUUUAUCGGAGGGAACACAAAUUUCCUGUCCGGCAAGGAGCCCCAUUCGAUCACCUGACGAUGAGCAUCUUUUUCAUAAACAAACCUUUCAUGAAAUACACUGGAACUCAAGUUCAGGGUCGCCUUUUGCUCCAUUCUUUUAGUGCAGCUGCCGCAUAUGCCCAGCAGCGGUACGGGAAAGACGUGAAGGAACUUCCCGAACCGGUGACUAUUAACUGCGUGCAAACAGACAGUCGCAACUUUUAUUUCGGCUGUUUCCAGCUCCACUCUUUAGAUUUGGACAGUAGUCAGGGAGCACACAACUUGUUUUGGGUCGAAGGACCUCAGCCCAUGUUUGCCAAAUGCGAUUACGUUAACAACCAGCCCGUGCUGGAGGGCUAUAAUCCCGAAGUGUUGGAGACUUUAAUGGCUUUGUAUAAAAGUCAAAUGGUGGCGCCUUGAAGAUGUCAAAACUUUUCCUCCAAUCCUUCUAGUGAAAAAACGAAAUAAAACAAUUUAUCAAAUCUGA
Messenger RNA from Daphnia magna, 1434 nucleotides. RefSeq names its product 39S ribosomal protein L37, mitochondrial (gene mRpL37). Gene Ontology annotation, molecular function: structural constituent of ribosome. Bases 93 to 1367 code for a protein of 424 amino acids. NCBI's taxonomy places the organism in Eukaryota, Metazoa, Arthropoda, Branchiopoda, Diplostraca, Daphniidae. Gene Ontology annotation, biological process: translation. The transcript is spliced from 6 exons. The record is from RefSeq and is a predicted model, not a curated record. Gene Ontology annotation, cellular component: mitochondrion; ribosome.